GUCACUCUGGAACCUCAGGGACAGCCGCGUCAGCUGGGGGACCGACCCCUUCCUUCUCUGCCAGGUCAUUUUCCACCCCGAGUUCCUGUCCUCCACCAGCCCCCUGCUGCCCGUGGACUAUGAGGAGUUCGUGCGCGGCUGCCACCUGGGGGUCUUCCCCUCCUACUAUGAGCCUUGGGGCUACACGCCAGCUGAGUGCACUGUGAUGGGCAUCCCCAGCAUCUCCACCAACCUCUCCGGCUUCGGCUGCUUCAUGGAGGAGCACAUUGCAGACCCCUCAGCUUAUGGCAUCUACAUUCUGGACCGGAGGUUCCGCAGCCUGGAUGACUCCUGCUCGCAGCUCACCUCCUUCCUCUACAGUUUCUGCCAGCAGAGCCGACGGCAGCGCAUCAUCCAGCGGAACCGGACCGAGCGCCUCUCAGACCUUCUAGACUGGAAAUACCUGGGCCGGUAUUACAUGUCCGCACGGCACAUGGCGCUGGCCAAGGCCUUUCCAGAGCACUUCACCUACGAGCCUCAUGAGGCUGAUGCGGCCCAGGGCUACCGCUACCCGCGGCCCGCAUCGGUGCCGCCGUCGCCCUCGCUGUCCCGGCACUCGAGCCCGCACCAGAGCGAGGACGAGGAGGAGCCCCGCGACGUGCCCGACGCGGAUGGCGAGCGCUACGACGAGGAGGCCGAGGCCGCCAAGGACCGGCGCAACAUCCGCGCCCCCGAGUGGCCGCGCCGCGCCUCCUGCGCCUCCUCCACCGGCGGGAGCAAGCGCGGCUCGGUGGACACGGCGCCCUCCAGCACCCUCAGCACCCCCAGCGAGCCACUCAGCCCCGCCAGCUCCCUGGGUGACGAGCGCAACUAAGCUCGGUGGGCUCCUGUGCAGACGGUGCUGUCGUGCCCCCCACCAUGAACCCUCUGGGGGGAGCACUGCCCGCCCUCUCCGCCCUACACUCCAGCCCUGCCAACUCCGAGCUCUCUCUCUCUCUCUCUCUCUCUCUCUCUCUCCCCCUCUCUCCCUAAGUCCCCUACACUCCAGAAUCUCAACGCCGUGCCUUUCUUGGGUUCCAGAAUGCAUCAUUGUGCCCAGGAGUCCCCCCAAACUCACGCACACACCAGGCGGGGAAAUCUGCCUUUUAUCCUGCUCCCGUGCCCGGUGGUUUUAGGAACCCAGACCUGUUGCCUUCCAGGUUGGGGGCUCCUAGGACCCUUGGUGGCUUGUCAGUUUUUCAACGCACAGAGCAUGGGGUGCUCAGGUCUGACCUGGAGACCACCAAGUGUUGGCAGAACCACCUGGGGUCUCUGCUUUUGGGUCAAGUCUGGACCCUGGGCACGUUCAGGAAUUUAUUGCAGAAGGUCCUCCAUUUCACCUUCGUGACUCCCGCCCAGGGACAAGGCCCUCAGUGUUUACUCUGGCCUAACCCUCCUGGGGUGUCCGCUCCCCCACAUCCCCUCUGCCUCCACACUUUGGCCAAGUGAGGGGUGGCCGAACCACUUGGCUUCCCUUUCCUACUGAAGAGCUUGCGGUCUUGGCCUAGAAGCCUUUCUGGAUUUUUCCAGACCCAACUCCUUUGAAUCGAGUCUGAGCUCUGCCAGUUUUUCCAGAUUCCUGCGCACUCCAGGGACUCCUCUGGCUGACAGCCCCGCACACAUCCAUCCCUCCAACCGCUAGGCCUAUCAUGAAACCACUGGGUUCUAGGUCCCGACUGUUGAAUCUAGAACCUUACCACUGUGCCACAAACUGAUCCCUUUCCCUUGGCCUAGAACUGAGCCCACUGGGUUCUAGAACCUCCAUAUUUACCUCGAGUCUCUUCUGCUCCCCCCCCCAAGCUGUGCCCUCUUCUCCGCCCCAGCUUUGGUGACAGGGAGAGGGCUCAUCACGUGUGUGCUUUGUGGUGUCUGAUGCACUUGGUUUGCAGUUGGGAGGGGGAGGGCAGGAGGGGUAUGAGUGAAGUGUGUCCAGAGAUGGAAAAAUACAUCUAUAUUUAAGACUGCUAGGUCUUUUUUGACCUUGGUUGAGCCUGGCUCUGAGCCCCUUCCUCCUGGUGGCCUCCUCCUUUUCCACUUUACCUUUGUGCCUAACACACACACACACACACACACACACACACAGAGAUGUGGGUCCCUGAUCCCUUAUUUCAUUUGGCUGUCUUGGAGAAACUUGAAUCUCUAUUCUAGACUCCAGGUUUGUUUUUUCUUUCUACUAGACAGAGCACUGCUCAGUUCUGACUUAUGGUGAUGCUAGGGAUUGAGUCUGGGACCUCCAGGCCUCAAAACAAGAAAGUCUUUUUGCACAACCCGUAUGCUUUCUCUCUGGCCUUCCAGUGUUCUUUCCAAGUAAGGUGACUCUGUCUUGCUUACUUGAUAAGGUGUGUAGUUCCCGGUAUGUGAGCUAUCUCCCAUUUUGUCUUGUUUACUUGGAAUUGAACUUAUAAGUAGCAAAAACCUGACACAAACUAUCACUAGAAAAAGGAUCCAGAGGGUAGCCACAAACAGCAAGUGUCUCUUGAAGUAUAAAUUCCUCACACUACCCCCCUGGGAGGUGCAGAGAUAUUGCAAAUUUCUGUCAUUGCAAAAAAUCCUGUUGGACGUA
This is a messenger RNA of Erinaceus europaeus (western European hedgehog), 2581 nucleotides long. Its product is annotated as glycogen [starch] synthase, muscle-like. Gene Ontology annotation, biological process: glycogen biosynthetic process. Gene Ontology annotation, cellular component: cytoplasm. Lineage: Eukaryota; Metazoa; Chordata; Mammalia; Eulipotyphla; Erinaceidae. Gene Ontology annotation, molecular function: alpha-1,4-glucan glucosyltransferase (UDP-glucose donor) activity. The transcript is spliced from 5 exons. The annotation marks the transcript as partial. The record is from RefSeq and is a predicted model, not a curated record.